AUGGAGAAAACAGGUGAUGUUAAUGUUAGCGGUAACAAAUGGCUUAGACUCGUCCGGUGGCAUCAAGAGAAGAAAGUGAACGAGGAAGGAGAAGAUGGAGCCAAAGAUGAAGGGAAACCUAGCAUCGCUCUGGAGUUGAAAGUUAAUUGGAGAGAGUUGGCGGUUGAUCCGGCAGAAAAGUUUUAUUACGUCUGGCUACAGGUCAUGAUCUUCCCUAUUCUCUACAACUGGGUGAUCAUUAUUUUGAGAACAUGCUUCACGGGAAUUGCAAUGAGCUACCUGCCUGUGUGGCUUACACUGGACUAUCUGUCAGACCUCAUGUAUAUUGUUGACAUGAUCAUCACUGUUCACACAGGUUACUUGGAUCAGGGUAUCCUGAUAAUAGAUCUAAAUCAACUGAAGAAGCGGUACCUGCACUCAAAACAUUUCUUGAGGGACUUGAUUUCCGUCCUGCCCACAGACCUUCUCUACUUUCUCUUUGGCAUCCAAACACCAAUGGUGAGGAUCAACCGCCUUCUGCGCAUGCCACGACUCAACGAGGCCUUGGAUCGCAUGGAGACAAGAACCUCCUACCCCAACACCUUUCGCAUCACCAAGCUCAUGAGCUACAUAUUUGUAUUGAUCCACUGGAAUGCCUGUCUCUACUUUGCACUUUCCAACUACAUUGGUUUCGGAAGUGACCGUUGGGUCUACCCAAACAUCUCCAAUCCAGAGUUUGCCUCCAUGCGCCGUCAGUACUUUUACUGCUUUUGGUUCUCUGCCCAGAUUUUCACCACAGUAGGAGACACUCCCCUGCCAAAAAGGGAAGAGGAGUACUGCUUUAUGAUUGCAGACCUGCUCAUUGCUGUGCUGGUAUUUGCAUCCAUUGUUGGCAACGUUGGUAAUGUUAUCUCAAGCCUACGAGACCGUGAUAAUGUAUUUUUCCCAAACCAUGAGCUGGUGAAGGCAUACCUACGUAGCCAUCACAUUAGCAAGGAACUUCGUCAGCGUAUCGACAACUGGUACCAGCAUCUGCACAUCAACAAGAAGAUCAUGCGAGAGAAUGAAAUCCUAGAGCAGCUGCCUGUGCACCUGAGGACAGAGAUCGCUGUCAGCGUUCACCUCUCCACGCUUUCCAAAGUCACCAUCUUCAAGAGUUGUGAGAAAAGUCUGCUGGAGGAGCUGGUGCUUAAGCUAACACCUCAGGUGUUCAGUCCAGGAGAAUAUGUCUGCAGAAAAGGAGACGUGGGCCAUGAGAUGUACAUCAUCAGAGAGGGAAAACUUGCAGUUGUAGCAGAUGAUGGGGUCACCGAGUUCGCUGUGCUGACUGACGGGAAUUUUUUCGGUGAAAUUAGUAUCCUCAACAUCAAAGGUAACAAGUCAGGCAACCGUCGCACUGCCAACAUCCGAAGCAUCGGCUACUCUGACCUGUUUAGCUUGUCUAAAGAAGAUCUUACUAAGGUGUUAUCUGAGUUCCCUGCAGCCAAACAUCACUUGGAGGAGAAAGGAAGACAGAUCCUCACCAAGAUGGGCAUGUUGGUGGAGAGUGGGGAGGGAGAGCAGCAGGAGGAAGAGAAAGUGGAAACCAAGAUAAAAAGGCUGGAGAGCAUCUUGGAGGUGUUGCAAACCAAACUAGCUCGACUGAUGAUGGAACUAGAGUCGAGCAGCCGAAAGAUGCAGGCCAGGGUUGAGCAAUUGGAGAGGGAGGUGGCAGCGCUGGAGACUCAGCUGCCAGAAGAUGGGGUAGAGGCAGAAACAGCAGAGGGAAGAGGUGAAGGGGUGGGAGAGGAGGUUGAGUGGGAGCGAGAAGAGGCAGAAGGUGAGGAAGAGGAGGGUUCACAUCCAAAGGUGAAAAAUCAGAAACAGACAGAAGAUAGCAAUGAAGUGACCAAGGAGGGAGACGGAGAGAGCACAAAAAGCGCAAAAGAAGAUGUAGAGAGGCUAGUUGAGGGAGAUAAAUCAGGGCUGAAGCACCCAGAUGACAAGGAAAAGAGAAAACACGACGAUGGAGACAAAACCAGAGAAAAAGGAGAUGAUAGACCUGGGAAAGGAGAUGGAGCUGAGAUCAGACCUGAAGAGGAGAAAGAGGAUAAAAGUAGAGAAAGAGAAUCUGAAGUGGGGAAAGAAAAGGCUGUAAAAGAAAAAAGAGGAAAGGGGCCGAAAGAUGAAGAGUAG
Molecule: messenger RNA, 2154 nt
Organism: Limanda limanda (common dab)
Lineage: Eukaryota; Metazoa; Chordata; Actinopteri; Pleuronectiformes; Pleuronectidae
Gene: cnga4
Product: cyclic nucleotide gated channel subunit alpha 4
Exons: 7
Coding region: 1-2154 (717 amino acids)
Biological process (GO): monoatomic cation transmembrane transport
Cellular component (GO): plasma membrane; intracellular cyclic nucleotide activated cation channel complex
Molecular function (GO): cGMP binding; intracellularly cAMP-activated cation channel activity; protein-containing complex binding
Source: RefSeq, a predicted model, not a curated record